GUCCCCGGAUAUCAACCCGUCAAGCAUAACCUGUAUAACUACAUCAUCACUUCCCGAGUCACCCCCAAAAUCGCCCCAAACCCAGUCAGUCAGUCAGGGUCCUCAGUCAGCCCAUGGCGUCGACCAUGGCGGAACGGGCUGGGCCGCCAGCAUCAACAGCAGCAACUCGCCGCCCCAGCACGUUGUCUGAAAUCCGGAGGUCGGUCAGGUCCAGGCUGCGCCACCUCCCGUCGCCGUCGUCCUCAUCACAUCCGCACCUGCGUGACAAGACGGCCGGUGUAGAGGGAGACGACUCCAAUGGUUACGACAUCCAGGCAGAGCUGGUCAGCAGAGACAAGGCGAGGCAGAAGGAGGCCGUGCGACGUUACCUCCAGUCAAAGGUCAGAAAUGACUGGUCCUUUGAGUGGCCGCCUCGGGUCCCGCCACCUGCUCCCGCCGCUGCCGCCACAGUUCCCAAGACGCCGACGACGGUCGAGGGAACACUGGUGAUCAGCAGCACAUCUGAAGCUGUGGAUAUGGAUGUGGCGGUGGAAAAUGCCAGCAAUGGUCACCAUGACGUAGAUCAUGCUGGGCCAUCUCAGCAGCAACAGCCACAAAAUCCGGUUGUCGAUGAGGACAAUGACAACGCCGAGGACACUGGCGUCCAUGCACCUGCAGCUGUUGUUGAAGUUCUGGAUGCUGUGGAAACGGACGAGCCAAUCGACUCCGGCGCGGAAGCAGAUUCAGAUACCGAGUCCAUCUACAGCAUCGUAUCAGAAGACCCAUCUCAGUAUCGUCCCCGGGCCGAGUGGACAUCUGACAUCUCGGACGACGAUGGUACUACCUUUACGCCGUCUGGCCCAGCUGUGACCCCCUCGCCCUUCCGCUUUGACAGUCCCGAUUCGGUCGGCUUCGCCGUGCAGGCCACCUCGCAGGCGGGACGCGAAAAGCGGCGCCGAGCGGACCGCGAGGAGAUGGCUUGGAACGAAGGGCUGGCUUGCUUUAACGCGAGGAGGGAUGCCUGGACCGGCGCCAGGACGGUGCGCCUCAAGCCUAGACCGCUCGUCAGCCCUACAAGCCCGACCAGUCCCAGGCGGAGGGAUAAGCUGUUCCGUUUCAGGUCGAGCCACGGCGAGGGCGAAGCUGUUGUGCUUGCAUCGCCGACGUCCACCACUACUACUGCUAGCAGCAUCACCACGGCAAAGGCCCAUCCAACAUCAACCUUGGGGUCCACGACAGCGACCACCACAGGAAUCGGAAUCCUCACCCCACCCGCAUACGACGGCGACUCCAUCCUCUCCCCAGUCACAACCAACAAAUCCCACUCGGUAACCACGACGGGCUCCGGCAGCAACCCGGAUCCGUCCACAUACCCGAUCGAAACCAUCCUCCCCGUGCCCCCACCACUCCUCCCUCCCAACAACCCGAUGCGGGCCAGCAUCACCCCGGCGUUGUACCUGUCAAUCUACGACAAGGUAGUCGCCGCGGCCGCGCAGCCAUCCUGCCCCAUCAACCUGUCAGAUAUGAUACGCUCGUGCGUGGCGGCCUGGAAGCGCGACGGCGAGUGGCCACCUCGCCCCUCCAACAUGAUGGGCCUGGGCCACGACCCGAUGAUGACGGGCGUCAUGAUGCCCAACUCGGCGGGAGUCGCGGCCGCUGCCAGAGCGAGGCGGAGGGUCGAAAAGGAGAGGGAGCAGAGGCGGCAGGAGGUGAUGAGGAGGGAGGCCGCUGCUGUUGCUGCUGGUGGUGGUGCUGGCGGUGGAGGCGGAGGUGGCGGACAUGGAAGGAGGAUGAGCUUUGCGGGCUUAAUCGGGCGACGAAACAGUGCUGCUGGUGUCGAAGGGACUGAAGGGGGAGGCGGUGGUGGUGGUGCGAAUAAUGCUGCAGGUGAGGAGGAGAGGUCGGGAAUUAGGAAGAGCUUUAGAAAGAUCUUGCACAUAGGGCACCACGCGCCCGCGCCUGCAGCUGCAGCCGCGGCGGCCGCACCAGGGGCCGGGGCUUAA
Messenger RNA from Pyricularia pennisetigena, 1982 nucleotides. RefSeq lists its product as uncharacterized. The transcript has a single exon. Lineage: Eukaryota; Fungi; Ascomycota; Sordariomycetes; Magnaporthales; Pyriculariaceae. The coding region runs from base 114 to 1982 and encodes 622 amino acids. The record is from RefSeq and is a predicted model, not a curated record.